AUGAAUAGCAAUAAUUCGACGGGAAAUCUCUUUGAUAAGGAGUCGAUGAUUAAUAAAAUACAGCAAUCGUCACGUUCCUCGACAAUGUUCCAAAACGUGCUACUUUCAUUCCUGCUGACUGCGUUUCUGUUGUUUGUACUCUGUGUAGUACUUACCGGUGUGAUGAGCGAAAAAGGUAUUUGUUGUCGUUUGUGUCGUCGUAAGCGAGAAAAAAAUUUGGAAAACGGUGUCAGCAAACAACCGUCUUCAAGUAGUGAACCAAGUAUAUCACGUUGGGAAACCGUUGGCAGUGAACUGUCAUCGUUUACUGGAUCUCUGUUGGGUAUGAAAAUCGACGGAUAUUUAGAGAACGGUUUGAUCCGUGAAACCGGUAAACUAAUUUUUUAG
Messenger RNA from Enterobius vermicularis (human pinworm), 387 nucleotides. The record is from the annotation of a GenBank genome assembly. Lineage: Eukaryota; Metazoa; Nematoda; Chromadorea; Rhabditida; Oxyuridae.